Molecule: messenger RNA, 5714 nt
Organism: Hemicordylus capensis (graceful crag lizard)
Lineage: Eukaryota; Metazoa; Chordata; Lepidosauria; Squamata; Cordylidae
Gene: GLDN
Product: gliomedin
Exons: 10
Coding region: 130-1770 (546 amino acids)
Biological process (GO): signal transduction
Cellular component (GO): cell surface
Source: RefSeq, a predicted model, not a curated record
UGGACGGGGCGAGCGAGCCGGGCCAGGCAGCCAGCCGCCCACGGGGCACAAGAAGACCCUCCCCGGCGUGCAGCGCGUCUCCCGCGGGCACCUUUUGCUCCGCCGCCGGCCGGGCAGCGGCCACAAGCCAUGCAGGGCCAGCACCAGGCGGGCGGGCGGGCGCUGCGCUGCGCGCUGGCCGCCGUCGGGCUGCUGUCGGCGCUCAGCGCGGCCGGCACCGUCUUCUUGCUGGGCCAGUGGCGGGAGCUGAGCGCGGCGCUGAGGACCCUGCAGGCGGAGGCGGCGGUGGCGGCGCGCCCCGAGAGUGCGCCCAGCGCGCUCCGCCACUUGCUGGAGCCCACCGCCCCGCCGCCGGGCAGCAGCGGCCUCGCCGGACGGAACAAGAGGAGCCACCACCGCGGGCGCGGCGGCCUCGCCAAAGGCCACAUCCGCGCGGAGACCGACGACAUGCUGAUGAUGAUGACCUACUCCAUGGUGCCGGUUCGGGUGAUGGUCGAGUUAUGCAACAGCACAAAAGGAGUGUGUUUAACAGGGCCACCAGGAUUACCAGGUCCCCCUGGACUUGACGGAUUACCUGGUUUUAAUGGAUCCGACGGAGUUCCUGGCAUCCCUGGGGAAAAGGGGGGAAAUGGAAGACGAGGGAAACCAGGUCCAAAAGGGGACCCGGGAGAGAGGGGAGAAAAAGGGGAUCCCGGCGAAAUUGGCUUGCCUGGGAAAGAGGGGAUGCAAGGAGAGAAAGGAUCCAGAGGGCCCAAGGGUGACAAAGGAGAUGCCGACAACAACCUGAUCACAGAAGGUGAGAAAGGUGAACCAGGGCCUCCAGGACCUCCGGGACCUCCGGGGCCUCCAGGCCCACCAGGGAAGAGGAAACCAAAGCCCCAGGUUGAAGAAAAAAUGUACAGUGCCAAGUGCACAGGGGAGACGUGCGCCGUCCCCAAUGAUGACACCCUGGUAGGAAAAGCGGAAGGCAAGGCAAACCUCUACCAGCACAAGAGACCCGAAUGCGUGGUGAAAUCGAUCGGAAGCCCUACUGAGGUGGUCCAGUUGAAGCAAGAGUUUGGAGCGUGGAUGAGGGAUCCCGCAAACCGAAGCGAUGGCAGGAUUUGGGUUGCGGAGCAUUUUUCAGGCAAGAACGUAAAAGAAUACGAGGAUCUUGCCGCCCUGCGGAACGACAGCUACAAGGCCAUUGGACUCCCUUGGGACUACUAUGGGUGCGGCCAUGCCAUCUACAAGAACGCCCUCUACUAUCAGAGAAUCGCGAAGAGCAUCAUUGUGAAAUACGACCUUGUGACAGAGUCAGCCCAGACGCUCUCCAUCGAGAACACGGGCUCCUACGGCCGCAACUACCUCUUCAAGACUGCCAAAUCCUACUUCAAAGUCGCCGUGGACGAGAAGGGCCUUUGGGUCUUGUACUUCUCCAUCGCCGACGAAUACAUCAUGGCAGCCCACGUGGAAGAGGAGAGCUUCUCCGUGCUCCGUCACGUCAACACCACCUACCCAAAGUCCAAAGCUGGCCAGGCCUUCAUCAUCUGCGGGGUGCUGUACAUCACCGACACCAGCUGUGCGCACGUGACGUUUGCUUUUGACCUGAUGAAAGAAAAGCAGAUCGACGCAAGCUUUGGGUUCCAGCUGGCCUCGUUCAACUCGAGCGCCGAGUGGAAAGGGCCGGCCGUCAGUCUGGCAAUGCUCUCCUACAACCCAGGAGAUAAGCAGCUUUAUACGUGGGAAGACGGCUCCUUGAUCCAGUAUCCUGUCCAUUUUGUCAGCUGAACACGUCUCGUUGGAAACGAUGCAUCCACUCGGCUCCCCUUUGCCUGUUGGGAGAUCUCCCGCCUCGCUUUCAGCAAGUGCACAUCUCCUGUCCGAGAAGAGUGAAACCCCAGCUGGCUUCAGAUAAAUAUAAUGAAACUGUGUUUUGUGCUCGACAUGGCCAAGAGCCCUGGUUUACGUUCCAGACACGCAGCAGGUGAACCAUGGUUUAGCGCCGCUAGACUACUUGUGUGUCCCAUUUGCUCAGGAUUCUGUUUCACUCCUAUUUCUCCAGUGCAGCAGCCCUCUUGAGUUAGAAUCGUGGCCCUAACUGUGGUCUGUGAAUUCAGCUCUAACAGAAAACCGCGGUUAGCACAGCGAGUGGUUCCUUGGUUUUUCAACCCACCCACCCACCCCAAAACACGAUUUGUAGGCAGGCUUGGGUUCAGACAUAAACUAACAACUGGGCACGUUCUCAUGAUCAGGACGAUACGAGUUGAAGUAGGGAUCUGGGGUCCGUGAGCGGCACAUGCCACAGUUUUACUGGGAACCCAGAUGUGUUGCUGCAGUGAAGCCAGCUUGAGCCCAAAUUGGUCAUCGAGGAUCCGAGCCGAGCAAGCUGAUUCAGGCUCAAUCCAGGCUCCCGGCAAAACUCAGCUUCUCGUGAUACGUGCUGCAGGGUUCCCCUCAACUUGCAUCGUCCUGGUCAUGUUUUUGCGUUACAGCUGAAUUCAGCACGUGUGCCUGCAUGUCUAGGACAACAGAUUACCGCCCCUUUAUCAUUCAUGUGUGUUUCGAUUCUGUAGGCUAUUGCGAGUUUAUAGAACAGUGUUGCUUAAUAUCACAGCCGAUGCGACAAGUAAGCAAAAUCAAGAGAGGCUUUUGUUUCUCUCCAGUAGUCUGGUGCAGGGUGGGCAGGUGAGUGACAUUCAAAUAUUUCAAGCCAUCUAGCUAAAAAUCUAAAGUGGCUGCUUGUGGAGGAUCUGGAGAAGUGGUUCCCAACCUAGGGUCCUCCAGAUGUGGCUGGACUACAACUCCCAUCAUCCUCAGCCACAAUAAAGUGGCUGACAUACUAAGAAAUGUUAGGAACAUAGGAAACUGCCAUAUACUGAGUCAGACCAUUGGUCUAUCUAGCUCAGUCUUGUCUUCUCAGACUGGCAGCGGCUUCUCCAAGGUUGCAGGCAGGAAUCUCUCUCAGCUCUAUCUUGGAGAUGCUGCCAGGGAGGGAACUUGAAACCUUCUGCUCUUCCCGGAGCGGCUUCAUCCCCUGAGGGGAAUGUCUUGCAGUGCUCACACAUCAAGUCUCCCAUUCAGAUGCAGCCAGGGCAGAUCCUGCUUAGCUAUGGGUACAAGUCAUGCUUGCUACCACAAGACCAGCUCUCCUCUCCUAAUGUUCUCUUUGAAUGAAACGUGGGCACUGCUGCGCCAGAGCGCUCAAUGUAAGAAUCGCACAAAUGCAGUUGUGGGGCGGGCGGGCGUUCUUUCCAGCGGCUGUCCAUCGCACAAUGGCGUGUGCCCAAUCCUUGUGUCUUGUACAAGAGCACUCUUGUGCAACUGGGCGCAUGUUCCGCUAAGAGGCAGAUGGAAGGUUGCACAGUAUGCCAGCUUUGGGCUUUAGCACCCCACACUUCUGACAAGUCUCAAAUGUGGCUUAUUGCAGCAGGUAUGCAGGUGUGUGUGUGUGGUGUGGAGGCCUUUCCCCAUGACACAGAUUCCAGUGGAUUUCAUUGCGCAGAGGGAAGCUAGGCCUUCUGAACCAACCCUUGGCAUGUUUAAGAGGCAUUUGUUGAACAGAAAUAAAGAUGUUUGUUACCUGUGGAAGUUUGUGCUAAUAGAUGCUAUGUGUGUGCUGAUAUGUAACAAAUCUGAUCCCUGGCUAGAGACAGACCAUAGUUAAGACAGUUGGAAAGUAGUCCCUUAGAAGCAUCAUUUGUCACGGUGUCCAGCCUCUUCCCACUAUUUUCUCUCUCUGCGCAUCUUGUAAUACUUAAACCUGCAAAACCUGUUUAAAGCUAUUGUGGGACAGAGGAAAGUAUAUCCCCCCACAUUGUUAGGACGGGGAUGUAGCUCACUGCCGGAUCAUUUGCUUUGUUUGCCGGAGGCCCCGGGUUCAGUGCCCAGCAUCUCCUGCAAGGGCUGGGAAAAGGAUCCUGCCUGAAACCUCAGAGAGCUGCUGCCAGUCAGUGCAGACACUGCUGAGCUAGAUGGACCAAUGGCCGGACUCAAAAUCAGCAGUAAUACCUUUUAUUACAGGGCUACACAACUUUGCCCCCACCCCCAGCUGUUUUUGGACUACAACUCCCAUCAUUCCCCAUCACAGUGGGCAGUUGUGAUUGUAGGAAUUGUAGUCUACAUCUGCAGCAGGGCCCAAGUUGUGCAGUCCUGUUUUAUUGGGGCCAACUGAAAGGUUAUAGCAGUGAGGAAGCUUCCAGAUUCUGCAGAACUCUUCUUUAGGCUGCAUUCGUAUGUCGUGCGGAACCGCAGUUAAAUGGGCCUGCGGUUCUGCGGACGUUACAUCCGAAUGCAGGAAAUGAGGUUAGCUGUGGGGACCAAACCCAGGGUUUAGAUGCAGAACUCCAAUCUGAACUCUCAGGUGGUAGUGAGUUCUGUGGCCUCAACCCAAGGCUCCAGGCAGCCUGCGGUAUGUCCAGAUUCGGAAUCGCAGCUGCUCCCUGAGGAACCAGAGCUGAGGGAGGAAGCACCUCUCUGAACUCUGGCGUGAUUGGCCGUGCAGGUUGUCCUUCAGUCAAAAAGGAAACCUGCAUAGGCAGCGCCUGCUCCUCUCGGCAGUUGGACCCAUGGUUCCGCGUUACAUGUGAAUGAGGCCAUUGUGUUUCUCCAGUUCUGUCCUGUCCACCGAAACACUUCACCGAUCUGAAGUGGAACUGUUCAGAGAGUCUAUUGCACUGUCGACAAUAAUAAAAACAAAAUUUAGCAGAGAUCUUGGACAGAGCUGUGUGCUCACAUGUGUGUAUAUAUACUUUUUCCUUGCUAUUGGUGUAUGGACACACACAGAAAAUGAUGACGAAUAAAGAAUAUAUUAGUCAAAGCAGUGACCAGGGUGUGCAGUAUUUCAAGCAACUUUUCAAACAAACAUGGCAAUUAAGGAAUAGAACAAAAUUUUCCUAGAGGGAUAGUCUGUUGCAGCAAGCAGAACAAAGAGUACUAUGGAUUCUUAACGAUCAUGUGGUGUUUGUUCAUUAUUUAACAAAAUGUAUUAUCUGUUCGUUAAGUCUCUAAGGUGCCACAAGAUUCCUUUUUGCUGAUGCCGGGGAGGAGAGCUGAUCUUGUGGUAACAAGCAUGAAUUCUCCCCUUUGCUAAGCAGGGUCUGCCUUGGUUUGCAGUUGAAUGGGAGACUACAUGUCAGAACUAUAAGAUCCCCCCUUUAGGGAAUGGGGCCCACAGCUCUGUGACAGAGCAUCUGCUUGCAUGCAGAAAGUCACCCCUGCCUGAAACCUUGGAGAGCUGCUGCCAGUCAGUGCAGACAAUACUGAACUGGAUGGACCAAUAGUCUGACUCAGUAUAAUGCAGCUUCCUAUGAAAUGUGAGCGAGGCAAAGACUAAGGAGUUCCGUGAAAUAAAAGGAAUUUAUUUAACUUACAAAGGUAAAACUAACAAAUGACAUUUGCUUUCUUUCCCCAUAUACAUACUUCACAGCUUGCAAUUAAGAUUGCCUUUAGACAAAGGUGCAUUUUAUCCCGUCAUAUAUAUAUAUAUAUAUUUAUAUUUAUAUAAUUUUUACAAUACAUCACAGACACCAAAAUUCUCAUUGGGAGGAAAAAAAAAAUACAAUUUGUUAACAUUUAAAUACACAGACAUCAGCUCCCAUUAUCUUAGUAAGAAUGUGUCUUCCUGUUUACAGCUGAGAAAAAUACAUCUAAAUAUGACAAACGAUCGCUGGUAUAUUACAAGCAAACAAUAUUGACCUCUGCAUAGUUUUAUACAAUAUGCCUUGGUAAUCGUU